AUCAACGCUGCGCCCUCGACUACAUAUUACUGAACGUCGCGAUGUUCUGCUGUCUUGGUACCCUGAGGUAGACUACCCAGGGCACGAGACAUCGCUGUAUCGACUCGAGCACUUCAAGCCACCGUCAGACUCCGCGACACAGCGUGGUCAAACCAUAUACACGUAUCGGGAAGAGUGGUUCGCUAUGGCCGCUGAACUCCUGCUCAACGUUUAAACGCCGACGUUCUCCAAUUGCCGAGCCAGGAUUGCAAGCUCGCAGUAGCCGUAGUCAUGAAUCGGCCCGUCUAUCACGGUUACCCGCCGCCAGUAGCAUAUGCCCCUCCUGCCUACUACACCCUGCCGAUACAAUAUCCGAUUUCAGUCCAGGAUGUUUGGUGGCCGGCACCGGAGUCGCAUCAAGGUCAUCGCAGCGGCAGAUCGGUGUCAAUCUCUGAUCCACGCAGAUCCCGAAACGGGUUAUUGUCGAGGGCAGCAGAUGCACAAGAUCCAAUCGAGCAAGUCGUUCCUCAGAGGCCGGAAACUAGCUUCAACGCACGCUCUCGAUCGUACUCCCAGCCGCCAGCAUUCACUCGACGCGCGGGACCAGCCCCUGCGAUUCGCUUCUAUCACCGUCAACAGCCAUACUACGAGUUCACAAACUUCGCGCCGUAUCCUAUUCAUUGGGAUGGCCGCAUGUAUCCCACCGCAGAACAUCUGUUCCAAGCACACAAGUUCAUGCCAAGCCAACCAGACCUGGCGGAGCGCAUCCGCCUGCUCCCCGGAUCCCGCGACGCUCUUCAGGAAGCAGGGAACCUUCGCCCGCUGCAGCGCGCAGACUGGUUUGACGUCAACGUGCGUGUGAUGGAGGACGUCCUCGAGGCGAAGUUUGCACAACAUUUCUCGCUUCGAGACAUGCUCCUCCAGACGGGUGAUAGUGAGCUCAUCGAGGACAGUCCGGUCGACUCGUUCUGGGGAUGUGGCCAGGAUGGCCUAGGGCGAAACGAGCUAGGCAAAGCUCUGAUGCGGCUGCGCGACAAGCUAAGAGCCAGUCCAGCAUCCGCAGGCGCCCGUUUCAUAUGGACUUCUCCCCCGCCAGACCAAACGACUCGUCAGUUGCCCCAAUCUGAUCCGCACGCGCAGACGAACCGCGGAAGGACGCAGUAUCGACCGCCGCCUGUAUUGGGGCAGGACCAAGGAGAACGGAAGUGGCGGCAGCCCAUAGGAGGUGUCACAUCGCAGUCAUAUGGAAACCCCACAUUCGGAGGGGCGAUGUACUCCAGUUAAGUAUGAGAUAGGCCGGACGCCGUGAGAUGUGAACCACCAGCUCGGGUCCGCCGUCCUCGAGAACCUGGGCGAUGGGCAGGAGCAUACAAUCUAUCACUUGUAACACCGUAUCGGAUGAACAUGAGAAUCCGUGUUUUCAUGUCGCCUAAUCCUUCAAAUUGGGCGACAGUCUGUUCUUAUAUGGGCGAUCACUGCAGAGAAGGAGCAAGACUGAAGUCGU
Molecule: messenger RNA, 1483 nt
Organism: Fomitopsis serialis
Lineage: Eukaryota; Fungi; Basidiomycota; Agaricomycetes; Polyporales; Fomitopsidaceae
Exons: 7
Coding region: 271-1263 (330 amino acids)
Source: RefSeq, a predicted model, not a curated record